Molecule: messenger RNA, 1622 nt
Organism: Uloborus diversus
Lineage: Eukaryota; Metazoa; Arthropoda; Arachnida; Araneae; Uloboridae
Product: tubulin alpha-1 chain
Exons: 5
Coding region: 114-1469 (451 amino acids)
Biological process (GO): microtubule cytoskeleton organization; mitotic cell cycle
Cellular component (GO): microtubule; cytoplasm
Molecular function (GO): GTP binding; structural constituent of cytoskeleton
Source: RefSeq, a predicted model, not a curated record
GAACAAUUUCUGCAGUCAUCAUUCCGAGGUUUAGGGCGAGGUUCGUAGCACCACUCGCGGCAAACCUUCUCUCUAAUUCGCAGCUCAAUUUAUCUGCCUCCAAAGCCUUCAACAUGCGUGAAUGCAUCAGUAUCCAUGUGGGGCAAGCUGGCGUACAGAUUGGCAAUGCAUGCUGGGAGCUGUACUGCCUGGAGCAUGGGAUUCAACCGGAUGGGCAGAUGCCUAGCGACAAGACCAUCGGCGGCGGGGACGAUUCCUUCAACACAUUCUUCAGCGAAACAGGAGCAGGAAAACACGUCCCGCGGGCCGUAUAUGUGGACUUGGAACCCACCGUGGUUGAUGAAGUCCGUACCGGUACUUACAGGCAGCUGUUUCAUCCUGAGCAGCUGAUCACGGGCAAGGAAGAUGCGGCCAACAAUUAUGCCAGAGGACACUACACUAUUGGUAAGGAGAUCGUGGAUCUUGUCUUGGACCGGAUCCGCAAGCUGGCGGAUCAGUGCACGGGACUGCAAGGGUUCCUCAUUUUCCACAGUUUCGGGGGCGGAACUGGUUCCGGAUUCACGUCCUUGCUCAUGGAACGGUUGUCCGUGGAUUAUGGCAAGAAAUCUAAGCUGGAAUUUGCCAUCUAUCCAGCGCCCCAGGUUUCAACAGCCGUUGUGGAACCUUACAACUCUAUCCUAACCACCCACACAACUCUUGAACAUUCAGACUGCGCUUUCAUGGUAGACAACGAAGCCAUUUAUGACAUCUGCAGAAGGAAUCUAGACAUUGAACGCCCCACUUACACCAACCUGAACAGACUGAUCGGCCAGAUCGUGUCUUCAAUCACAGCAUCUCUACGGUUCGAUGGUGCCCUCAACGUCGAUCUCACAGAAUUCCAGACCAACCUCGUGCCCUAUCCCAGGAUCCAUUUCCCUCUGGUGACAUAUGCCCCCGUGAUAUCCGCCGAGAAGGCAUACCACGAACAGCUGACGGUUGCAGAGAUUACAAACGCUUGCUUCGAGCCGGCUAACCAGAUGGUGAAAUGUGACCCGAGGCAUGGAAAGUACAUGGCUUGCUGCCUCUUGUAUCGAGGGGACGUUGUACCGAAGGACGUUAAUGCUGCUAUUGCCGCCAUCAAAACCAAGCGUUCCAUUCAGUUCGUGGAUUGGUGUCCGACUGGUUUCAAAGUUGGCAUCAAUUACCAGCCGCCAACUGUCGUGCCUGGUGGCGAUUUGGCGAAAGUGCAACGAGCCGUCUGCAUGCUGUCCAACACGACAGCCAUCGCCGAGGCUUGGGCCCGUCUAGAUCACAAGUUCGACUUGAUGUACGCCAAGAGGGCCUUCGUCCAUUGGUAUGUUGGAGAAGGUAUGGAGGAAGGGGAGUUCUCCGAAGCCAGAGAAGAUUUAGCAGCAUUGGAGAAGGACUACGAGGAAGUUGGAAUCGAUUCCACCGAUGGUGCAGAAGAGGAAGGAGAAGAGGAGUAUUAAGCAACAGGCCUUUACCUGCUUGAAUUACAAAUCUUUUUCCUUAAGCAGCUAAAUUCAUCAUGUUGGGUUCGCUGAUUUUCAUUCUCGGUUGAAAAGAUUAAACUUCUCAUUCUUUUAUAAAUUUUGCAUUUAAUAAACUACUUAAGUCUAUCA